UCACCAAGUCACGUCAGGACAAAGAACACCAGGAAGAUGAAGGUUUCACUGGCCCUUCUACUAGCCCUGGUCUUUUGCUACGCUGCCUUGGCGGAUGGACGCUACCUACGGUUCAGACGUAGCCCCACUAGAAACGACGAGGGGGAAAAGUGCACAAGGGCGUUUCAAAGACGGGCUCGCUCCUGGAUUCAGUGUAGUUACCUGUGCUACGGAUGGCCUAUUCGAAGAGAGAACGAAGAGGACGGCUCACCGUGCACCACGUGGUUCCGAGGCAAAGGAAGUUGCAAGGCCGGCAGGUGCGUCCUAAAUGUGGAGUCCAGAGCAGACGUCGAACCUACACCCGAGACAAGAACCACAGAAGCACAGCCGAAUCCCAUAGAGCCCGACGCUAACUCGGCGACGGAGUCGGAACAGGGGGCUCCCGCCACUGAACCGGGGUUGCCGCCUCGACCUGAAGAGGAACCGCUCGGUCCACCCGAAGAAGCCGUGCCGAACGGUUCUGAAGCGCUACCCGAUCCUAGAACAGAAGAAGUACCUUCUAACGAACCUGGACCAGAGCCGGGAUUCUCACCCGAACCGGUAGCUCCCUCCGAGCCCGAAGGUGAGCCGGAACCUGCACCCGAAAUUUUGCAGCCGGGCGCUGCGCCAGAACAAGUGAUACCAGACGAAUCUGAACAAGAACCGGAGCCUUCGCCUGAACAAGUGGUUCCAAAUCAGCCUGAAGAAGAACCGGAGCCUGUACCGGAACAAGUAGCACCAAACGAGUCUGAACAGGAGCCAGGGCCUGUACCUGAACAGGGGCUACCAUACGAGCCUGAGCAGGAGCCGGGUAUUGCAGUCGAGCCAAUGGUACCAAAUCAGUCUGAACAGGGGCCAACUGAUGAUAAUGAACAGGUAGCACCAAAUGGACCUGAGCAAGGGCCUUUCCCAGUACCUGGGCAGGAGUCACCCGAACCGGAGGAGCAGCCGGGGUCUUCUGUACCCGAAGAGUCAGGAAUAGCUGCACCCGAAGCGGCCCCAAAAAACGAACCUGAAGAGGAUCCUUGUAAUGAAGACGAAUGUAAUGCGGUGUCAAAAUAAAUAAAAGAUACAUUUUUGAAAGAUAAAAAAAAAAAAAAAAAAAAAAAAAAAAACAAAGAAACUUGCAUUGUCCUAUACUGCUCCCUCCGCGCUUAA
This is a messenger RNA of Ixodes scapularis (black-legged tick), 1176 nucleotides long. RefSeq names its product pollen-specific leucine-rich repeat extensin-like protein 1. Lineage: Eukaryota; Metazoa; Arthropoda; Arachnida; Ixodida; Ixodidae. The record is from RefSeq and is a predicted model, not a curated record. The transcript is spliced from 6 exons.